This is a messenger RNA of Nilaparvata lugens (brown planthopper), 1236 nucleotides long. RefSeq names its product jerky protein homolog-like. Gene Ontology annotation, molecular function: DNA binding. The transcript has a single exon. NCBI's taxonomy places the organism in Eukaryota, Metazoa, Arthropoda, Insecta, Hemiptera, Delphacidae. The coding region runs from base 1 to 1236 and encodes 411 amino acids. Gene Ontology annotation, cellular component: nucleus. The record is from RefSeq and is a predicted model, not a curated record.
AUGCAUCGUAAACCGGGGGGACAACCUGUUUUGUCAAACAAUGAUGAACAAUGUUUGAUGGAUGGACUCCUUGUAUGUGCAGAGUGGGGUUACCCACUACACGCUGCAGACGUGAAAGAUGUUGUGCAGUCUUUUCUGAACCGGGAGGGUAGGGUAGUGAAGCGUUUCAAAGACAAUAGGCCUGGAGAGGAUUGGACUUGGAAUUUUUUAAAAAGACACCCCCAACUGACCAAUAGGUUCGCGGAGAACAUCAAGAGGUGCAGAGCAGCAGUUGAUGCUGAGGCAGUAAAAAGCUAUUUUGAACACUUAGACAAAACUCUUGAGCCUGAAGGAAGUGCUGCAAUUCCACCUGAAAAUUGGGUGAACUUCGAUGAAACAAAUUUUUCCGAUGACCCCGGAUCCAAAAAAGUAAUUGUGCGUCGAGGCUGCCGCCGUCCAGAAAGAAUAAUGGACCACUCUAAAAGCUCCACUAGUGUUAUGAUGGCAGUAAAUGGGAGGGGUGAUCUACUGCCACCAUUCACUGUGUACAAAUCUCAAUUUUUGUACCCCACCUGGAUAGAGGGUGGUCUCCCAGGAAUGAGAUAUGGAUGUAGCAAGAGUGGGUGGUUUGACAUGCGCCUGUUCGAGGAAUGGUUCAUCACGGUGGCCCUCGUCUAUUUUCGUGACAAAGUGGGGAGAAAGUUGUUGAUUGGUGACAACCUAGCCAGUCACUUCUCAGCUGAGGUUAUAAGACUGUGUAAGCUGAAUGGCAUUGAUUUUGUUUUCUUUCCGCCAAAUUCUACCCACUUAUUCCAGCCGUUGGAUGUUGCAGUUUUCAGAAGCAUGAAAGCUGCCUGGCGUAGCACAUUAGGAGAGUGGAAGAAGAGGAACAGAGGUGCUGUGCAAAAAUCUGUGUUCCCCAGACUUUUGCGUGAAGCUAUAGAAUCCAUGGGGGACAAACUUCGAGCGAACAUCAUUGCUGGAUUUAGGGCUACUGGUCUAAUCCCAUUAGACAAAGAGGAGGUGCUCAAGAAGCUACCUAAGCAAGCAGAUGAUACUUCACCAAAUUGGUGCGAUGCUCUAAGAGAAAAGUUGGAGGAGACACGAAAAGGUGACACUCCUAAAAGUCGUGGGAAACGCGUGACUGUCCAUCCAGGGCAGAGCAUCACAACAACAUGUUUGAAUAAUGACACCGACAAUAACGUCCUGCAAACUGUUAAGGCGGAAGAAAAGGCAAUUAAUGCAUUUGAAGUAUAG